AAACUGCGUCACGUAGCCAUUGCCUAAGAUAGUCACUGAAGAUUAGACGAACCAGUAGUGCUUCAUGAGGACACAAUGAGUCACAAACAACCAUUGAAAUAUUUUUCUCCAUUUACUCGAGCAUCAGAAUCACCAGAGCCCAGCUGUGUGUCCGUUAAGAGUGACUGGUCUAUAGAUCCUCCACCACAAAUGACAGAAAGAAGGGACAGUCUCAGCUUAGUUCAGCAGGAAAGAUCAGAUUCACCAGAGCCCAGUCAUGUGUCCAUGAAGAGUGACUGGUCUAUAGAUCCUCCACCACAAAUGAAGGAGGAAAAUAGGAGUUUGGUUCAGCAAGAGAGAUCACCAAAGUCCAGCUGUGUGUCCCUGAAGAGAGACUGGUCUAUAGAUCCUCCACCACAAAUGAAAGAUGAAGACGGACGAAAGAGUCCCAGUUUGGUUCAGCAGGAGAGAUCAGAUUCAGCAGAGCCCAGUCUUGUGUCCAUAAAGAGUGACUGGUCUAUAGAUCCUCCGCCACAAAUGAAGGAAGGAGACAGACAAAAGAGUCUCAGUUUGGUUCAGCAGGAGAGAUCAGAUUCACAGAUUCAGCCCAGUCAUGUGACCAUGAAGAGUAACUGGUCCAUAGAUCCUCCACCACAAAUGACAGACAGAAGGGACAGUCUCAGGCAAUUCCCGCGACACAGACCUGGUCCAGAAGAACCCGUCAGUAAGAAAAUGAAAUAUGACAAGUCUGUGAAUAAAUCACAAGAAUUUAAGGAAAACCCACCUCUCAGCUUCAGCCAUGAAGUCAACACAUUCAGAGUGAAUCUACUAAAGAAGUUUCAGUGUCUGUAUGAGGGUACAACUGAACAAGGUAACCCAAGACUCCUGAAUGAGAUCUACACAGAGCUCUACAUCACAGAGAGUGAGAGUGGAGAGAUCAGUAAUGAACAUGAGGUGAGACAGAUUGAGACACAAUCCAGGAGAUCAACAACAGAGGACACACCGAUCAAAUGCAGAGACAUCUUUACACCUUUACCUGGACAAGACAAAGCCAUCAGGACUGUGCUGACGAAGGGAGUCGCUGGCAUUGGAAAAACCAUUUCUGUGCAGAAGUUCAUCCAGGACUGGGCUGAGGAGAAGGAGAAUCAGGACGUCCAGCUCAUAUUUCCACUUCCUUUCAGAGAGAUCAAUCUGAUGAAGGACAAAAAGUUCAGUUUAAUUAGUCUUCUUCAGACCUUCUUUACGAGGGAGAUACAUUUACAUCUGAUUCAAAACUCUUCUGUCAUCUUCAUCUUUGAUGGUCUGGAUGAGUGUCGUCUUCCUUUCAACUUUAGCAGCAAUGAGAUCCUACAGGAUGUGACCAAAGUGACAUCAGUGGAUGUGCUGUUGACGAACCUGAUUAUGGGGAAUCUGCUUCCCUUUGCUCUCAUCUGGAUCACCUCCAGACCAGCAGCAGCAGAUCUCGUCCCCUCUGAGUGUGUCCAUCGAGUGACAGAGGUACGAGGCUUCAAUGACCCUCAGAAGGAGGAAUACUUCAGGAAGAGAAUCAGUGAUCAGAGUCUGGCCAAUACAAUCAUCUCACACCUGAAGUCCUCCAGGAGCCUCUACAUCAUGUGCCACAUCCCAGUGUUCUGCUGGAUCUCAGCCACGGUUCUGGAGAAGAUGUUGAGUGAAGCAGAGACUACAGAGAUCCCCAAGACUCUCACUCAGAUGUACACACACUUCCUGAUGACACAGAUCAACAUCAAAGACAUGAAGUAUACUGGAAAAAAAGACAAAGACAUGAUCUUCAAACUGGGGAAACUGGCGUAUGAGCAGCUGGAAAGAGGCAAUGUAAUCUUCUAUGAGGAAGACCUGAGAGAGUGUGGCAUUGAUGUGGCAGAAGCUUCAAUUUACUCAGGAUUGUGCACUCAGAUCUUCAGAGAGGAUUUUGGCUUGUAUCAGGGGAAAGUCUUCAGCUUUGUUCAUCUGAGUGUUCAGGAACAUCUAGCAGCUCUUUAUGUGCACCUCUCCUUCACAAACCACAACAGAAAUGUGUUUGAGCAAGUGACCAAAAAGAAAACUUCCAAAACUUUAGAUUUUUUGGAUUACUUUAACAGUAAUUCACCAGAAAAUGUUUUAUUAUCUGAGCUGCAUCAGAGAGCUGUGGAUGAGGCUCUACAGAGUAAAAAUGGACACCUGGAUCUUUUUCUCCAGUUUCUUCUGGGUCUGUCAUUAGAGUCUAAUCAGAUUCUCCUACAAGAACUAAUGAUAAAAUCCAGAAGCAGCUCAGACAGCAGUGAAGAAACAGUUGAGUACAUCAAGAAAAGGAUCAAUAGCAUUUGCCAUCCAGAGAAAUCCAUCAAUCUGUUUCACUGUCUGAAUGAACUUGGGGAUCAUUCACUAGUGAAGGAAAUACAACAGUAUAUGGAAUCUGGAACACUGGCUCAAACCAAAAUCUCAUGUGGUCAGUGGUCAGCUUUAGUGUUUAUUUUAUUGACAGUAGAGCAAGCAAUGGAUGUGUUUGAGUUGAGUAAGUUUAUUGGAUUGAAAAAAUCAUCUGAUGAGGUUCUUCAGAAACUCUUGCCAGUGAUUAAAGAAUCCAGAUCAGUAAAUAUGGAUGACUGCAACAUCACAGCUGAAGGUUGUGCUUAUUUGGCUUCAGCUCUUGGAUCAAACCCCUCGCACCUAAGAGAACUGGAUCUGUCUGCGAAUAAACUACAAGAUUCAGGAAUAAAAAAAUUAUCUAAAGGACUUCAGGAUUCUCAUUGUAAACUGGAGAAACUGAAUCUUUACGAUUGUGGUGUCACAAAUGAAGGUUGCGCUGCUCUGACGUCAGCACUGAAAUCAAACCCUGAACACCUGAGAGAUCUGAAUCUGACUGAAAAUAAGAUAGGAAAUUUGGGACUCAGGUGCCUUUCUGAAAUACUGAAAAAUUCUCUCUGUAAACUGGAGAUACUGAGGUUGUGUCAGUGUGGAAUCACAGAUUGCGCAGAUUUGGCUUCAGCUCUGUUAUUAAACCCUGAACACCUGAGAGAGCUGGAGCUGUCGCUGAAUAAAAUAGGAGACUCUGGAGUAACUUCUCUCUGUGUUGCAUUUGAAGAUCCCCGCUUCAAGUUAGAGAAACUGUGGUUGAGUGGUUGUGGUCUCACAGAUGAAGGUUGUGCUGCUCUGACUUCAGCUCUGAGAUCAAACCAUGAACACCUGCGAGAUCUAGAUCUGACUGGGAAUAAAGUAGACAAAGAAGUCAGAGGUUCAAUUCUACAGCAUAUUCUGGAAAAACUGAAUAAUAUUCAGAUUCUCAGUGUUUAGUUCAGGAUCUGCAGACGGUGUAUAAGGAGAAACGUCAUAGACACACAAUCAACGCAAAUUGAAGACAGAGACAUCGAAGACAUCGAUCACAGUCACAUGUGACUUUGCUGUGAACGUUUUAGUAUUUAGGGGAAGAGUAGUUUUAAGGUCGCAAACGUAUUCCAUUCCAGUGUUUUUUGUCUUUAUAUUUUCAAAUCAUGUACAAUUAUGUAUAUAUACAUACAUAUCUAGACUUUACUAGAACUAUGUUUAGCUGCUUUGACGCAAUCAUUGUAUAUAUAUAUCUACAUAUAUAAAUAUAUAUUCAUGUUUCUUUAUAUAGGGCCUCUAUAUAUAUAUUCAGGGCUUGACAUUAACUAUUUUGAUCACCAGCCACUGUUUUGUUGUUGGGGAAAAUAUUUUUAUAUGCAUAAAUACGUAACGCGUACCGAACCGAAAGUCUCGUACCGAACGGUUCAAUACGAAAACGCGUAUUGUUACACCCUAUUGUUAUAUAUAUAUAUAUUAAGGGUGUAUUAAGGAACUGCUUUUACUCUAGCCGAAAUAAAACAAUUCCUUGCUCUGUUAAACAUCAUUUGGAAAAUAUAAAAAAAAUGGGGUUUAAUAAUUCUAAUUUCAACUGUGUGUACAUAUAUAGUACAUUCAUUUAAACAUCACAUUUUUGGCAACAUUUUAUUUCAUAAUAUGUGUUAAUAAAUAUUAAAUAUCAUGUAAUGUAAUUUUCAUUACAGUCUCGUUAGCCUAUGAUAAUCUAGUUAAACAUAUUAGCAUGUGUAAAGUCAUAUUAAUAUUGAUGUGUGCAUAUACUGUAUAUAGAUGUAUAUUUGUUGUAUGUUAUCCUCACUGAAACCACAUAUUCUCAUUAAAGCUACAGAUGUUUGAUUG
Molecule: messenger RNA, 4155 nt
Organism: Danio aesculapii
Lineage: Eukaryota; Metazoa; Chordata; Actinopteri; Cypriniformes; Danionidae
Product: NLR family CARD domain-containing protein 3
Exons: 14
Coding region: 76-3270 (1064 amino acids)
Molecular function (GO): protein binding
Source: RefSeq, a predicted model, not a curated record